Vicugna pacos (alpaca) is the source of this 8358-nucleotide messenger RNA. The record is from RefSeq and is a predicted model, not a curated record. NCBI's taxonomy places the organism in Eukaryota, Metazoa, Chordata, Mammalia, Artiodactyla, Camelidae.
AGUUGCUUUCACUGCUUCGGACAGCGUCCUCAGAGGCUGAAGUGUCUCAGGUUUUACUUGGAUUUACCCGGGGAUGGAUGGCCACACCAAGGCCAGAUUGCAGAAGUUCAGCAUCAAAGACAGCAGGGGACCGACAUCUUCAGAAAGAAGACUUUUCUUGAUAUUUUGGAGAUCCUUUUUCAGAGAACCUUUCGGGAUGUAGCCUUCACCUGCUUCCUGCAUUUGGUGCCCCAACGCCGUUUGGAAAGCACCAUUCUAAAUUUAUCCUCGUCUGAAUCAUCAUUUCUGAUAGAUGCAGUUGCCUUGUUUGCGUUGUGAUAUUUGAUUGUUUACAGUGUCCCUUGGGCUCACUUUUGAUAGUGUACGUUUUGUUUAGAAUUUGAAAGUAGUGUUCACAGAAAAGGAGACGCAAAGAGAAUACUGGAGGACAUCCAAAGCCGAAGUAGAGGAUAGAACGUGUUUUGGUUUAUUUUUUAAUUAGAAAAAUAAGGAAUUACAGUGUGAUUUUCCCCCUCUUUAACUUAGAGGAACAAGGAUUAUACAGAAAUCAAAAUUUGAACAAGAAAAACGUAAGCUUCACUGGAUUCCCACAUCAAAGAAGAGUUCCCAGCUUUCAGAAAGAGUUCUUGCUUGAAGACAAAGAGCAGCUUGCCAACCACAGAAGAAUUGAUGCUCAGCUUUUCACUGCACUUCCUAAAGUUGCAGAAUUAAGAAAAAUCUUUGAACCAAAGAGGAAAGAAUUUUUAGAAAUGAAAAGAAAAGAAAGAAUCGCCAGGCGCUUAGAAGGAAUUGAGACCGACACCCAGCCCAUCCUCUUGCAGAGCUGCACCGGGUUAGUGACUCACCGCCUGCUGGAGGAAGACACCCCCAGAUACACGCGUGCCACGGACCCGGCCAGCCCGCGCAUCGGCCGAUCAAAUGAAGAGGAAGAAACUUCUGAUUCUUCGUUAGAAAAGCAGACUCGAUCCAAACACGCCCCGGACCCCCCGGGCGUCCAUGGCGACGCCCCCUGCGGUUCAGGGAUCAUGGACACCCAGAGCCUUGAGUCCAAAGCCGAACGAAUCGCAAGGUACAAAGCAGAGAGGAGGCGGCAGCUGGCAGAGAAGUAUGGGCUCACUCUGGACCCGGAGGUGGACGCCAAGCCUCCAUCCCGGUACACCAAGGCCAGGAAGGACCCCGAGGCCAUUGAGAAAAGGGGAGGAAAAAGUGACCGAUCAGCCGAGUCAAGCAAAGAUUUGGGCUCUUCCUACUCCAGGACUGAGAUCCCAGGGCUCAGGACCAGUGUAGCCGAGUCCAAGGACUAUGCCCUCCACCGGGGUGAUGGGGUUUCCGACACAGAGGUGCUGCUCAAUGUAGAAAACCAAAGACGAGGUCAGGAGCCCAGUGCCGCUGGGCCAGCCCGAGACCUGCUUCCCCCGGGGGAGAGCUCCUCAUCCUUCUCAUUCUCUGGGCGAGACAGUGCCCUCAGCGAAGUGCCAAGGUCCCCAAAGCAAAUGCACAGCGUGCCCAUCCCAUCGCCGGGGCAGCCGGCCUCCCCCAGCCCCUCCACUGGUGACCUGCCGCUCCCUGCCGAGGCUCGACCCAGUACCGGGAAACCCAAGCAUGAGUGGUUUCUCCAGAAAGAUUCCGAAGGGGACACACCUUCACUUAUCAACUGGCCUUCCAGAGUUAAAGUUAGAGAAAAAUUGGUGAGAGAGGAGAGCGCUCGCAGCAGCCCUGAACUUGCCUCCGAGUCCUUAACUCAGAGGAGACAUCAGCCCGCCCCAGGCCAUUACCUGUCCUUUCAGUCAGAAAACUCCGCCUUUGAUAGGGUCUCGAGCAGGGUGGCCGGCUCUGCCCGACAGCCCAUCCGUGGCUAUGUCCAGCCAGCAGACCCCAUCCACACCAUCACUCUGGUGACCUCGGACACCCCAGAGGACAUAUCUGAGUGUAGCUGGGCGGAGCCAGCCAGCCACGCUGUCACAAUGCCUCCCACGGCGAAGGUUCUAGAAGGUGAGAGACGGGACACCCCUGAUCUCCAUAUUUGUGAAACAAAAGCAGAGGACGAGCUGCUCUUCUCCGAAGCUCUUGAGCAAAGCAGGAAAACGUUUCUGGCUUCAGAGGAUCGCGGGCUCGAGAGAAGCCCGGAAGAACCCUCUGGAACCGAGGACUCUGGUAAGCCUGUUAUUGGUACCAUCACCAUGGAAACGCAGAAGGAGCCAGAAAGCCUGGCCUGCCCGCCUCCACCUCAGCACCAGCCCACCGAGAGGAUGGGCAGGAGCGAAAUGGUGGUGUAUGUUCAGAGAGAGGCCGUGUCCCAAGAUGCCAGGGUGACGGGUCACAGAAAGGACACACCUGCCAGGAAGCACAAGGUCCUCACCCGCUCCCUGUCCGACUACACGGGCCCCCCUCAGCUCCAGGCCCUGAAGGGCAGGGACCCCGCUUCCAGGGGAGACCCGGAGCCGCAGAGGUCCAAGGCUGAGGUGGAAAUGGGCCUGCUGGACACGAAGGUCUCUGUCGCCCAGCUCCGAAACGCGUUCCUGGAGUCAGUCCGAGCCAGCGAGAAACCCGAGCUCCGCUCACGGGUUGAGAGGCCAAGCGAAGGAGCUGGCUUGCCUACCAGUGUGGAACGGGAGAGAGGGGCCCGGAAACCAAGACGCUAUUUUUCUCCUGGUGAAAGUAGAAAGACUUCUGAGAGAUUUAGAACUCAGCCCGUAACCUCAGCAGAACGAAAGGAAUCGGAUAGGUCUACUUCGCAUCCAGAAAUGGCACCUGCCGACGAUGAAGAAAAGGUCGAUGAGCGAGCCAGGCUGAGCGUUGCCGCGAAGAGGCUGCUUUUCAGGGAAAUGGAAAAAUCAUUUGAUGAGAAGAACGUUCCGAAGCGACGCCCCAGGAAUGCGGCCGUGGAGCAGAGGCUGCGGCGUCUGCAGGACAGAUCCCACACCCAGCCGGUCACCACCGAGGAGGUGGUCAUUGCAGCCACUGAACCUCUCCCUGCUCCGUGCUCUGUGGCCACCCGCCCCGUAAAGGCAAGACUUCCUAGUGUCACUGUAGCUAAGAGCCCCGUGCAGCCCGCCAGGUUGCAGGCGUCUGCUCAGCAGAAGGCGUUAGCCAGAGACCAGGCAAACGAGGGCGAAGGCUGUGCUGAGCCAGGGGAACCUGAUUCCUCCACUCUGAGCCUCGCGGAGAAGCUGGCCUUGUUUAACAGACUGUCCCAGCCAGUCUCCAAAGCGAUCUCUACGCGGAACAGAUUAGACGUGAGACAGAGGAGGAUGAACGCUCGCUAUCAGACCCAGCCGGUCACGCUUGGAGAGGUGGAACAGGUACAAAGUGGGAAGCUCAUUCCCUUCUCACCCCCUGUGAACACAUCUGUGUCCACCAUGGCAUCUGCUGUCACUCCAAUGUACGCAGGGAGUCUUCGGACAAAGCCAUCGGUGGAUGAUAGCUCCAGUGCCACUGAGCAUAAAUUUCCGUCUUCGAUAGAAAAUUCAGACUCUCCAGUGAGAAGCAUCUUGAAAUCCCAAGCCUGGCAGCCUUCGGUAGACGGUGGUGGGAGCAAAGGACUGUUGAGAGAAUUUGAAGAGAUGGAAAGCAAGGGUGUCUUGACUGGUGGAGUCGUUGGGGUUACAAAGUACGAGUCCUUUGCAGAAGCAGAGCUGUCCUGCCCCACCCUUAGCGGAGUCCGGGAAGGGGACAGUCCUAAAGAAGCCAUGUACACUGUUCUGAGAAAGGGAAGCCUGGAGUUCACUCACCCUCCCAUUGCCCAUCUUGGUGAUGAAAUGGAGGAAUUUUCCACUGCAAGAAGCCCCAUGCAAGGGAGCCCAGACUCCAAGCACAGGCAGCUCUUUGAAGAGAAGGUGGACUUAGAGGAUGUCACGAAGAGGAAGUUUUCGCUGAGAGAAGCAGAGUUCGGGGAGCCCACUUCUGAGCAGACAGGCACAGCUGCUGGGAAAACCGUUGCUCAAACUGCAACCCCCGUGUCCUGGAAGCAGCCUGACCCCUCGGAACAGCUGGAGAAGCACCACAGGAGUCCGUGUGCCAUGUUUGCAGCUGGAGAGAUCAAAGUACCAGCAGUGGAGGGCAUCCUCGACUCCCCCAGCAAAACCAUGUCCAUUAAAGAAAGGUUAGCACUGUUGAAGAAGAGUGGAGAGGAAGACUGGAGAAACAGACUGACCAGAAAGCAGGAGUAUGGGAAGGCAUCGGUCACCAGCGGCCUGUGCAUCCAGGAGACGGAACAGUCUUUCAGGAAGAAGGAAGAAGGAGGAUUUUCAGAUGAUAAUGACAUUUCUAACCUGCUUUGGGAACCUGUCUAUGCUUCUACUUAUUCUCCUGCUCUUCCUGCCGCCCAUAAACACCUGUCUUUUGUAUCUAUUAAUCAGCGGGUCACAGAGAGUCGAGAGAGUCAGAUGACCAUUGAAGAGAGGAAGCACCUCAUCACCGUGAGAGAGGAUGCCUGGAAGGCGAGGGGCAAAGGAGCAGCCAACGACUCCACGCAGUUCACCGUGGCUGGCAGGAUGGUGAAGCGAGGCCUGGCAUCACCCACUGCCAUCACCCCAGUGACGUCCCCCAUUGGCAGUAAAACAAGGGGCACCACUCCAGUGUCCAAACCCCUGGAAGACAUCGAAGCCAGACCAGACAUGCAGUUAGAAUCAGACCUCAAGUUGGACAGGCUGGAAACCUUUCUAAGAAGGCUGAAUAACAAAGUUGGGGGGAUGCAGGAGACUGUCCUCACCGUCACCGGCAAGUCUGUUAAAGAGGUGAUGAAGCCAGACGAUGAUGAAACCUUUGCCAAAUUUUACCGCAGCGUGGAUUCCACUGUGCCGAGAAGCCCCGUGGAACUCGACGAGGACUUCGAUGUUAUUUUUGAUCCUUAUGCCCCCAAGUUGACAUCCUCUGUGGCCGAGCACAAGCGUGCGGUGAGACCCAAGCGCCGGGUUCAGGCUUCCAAAAACCCCCUGAAGAUGCUGGCCGCCAGAGAAGACCUCUUGCAGGAAUACACUGAGCAGAGACUAAACGUGGCCUUCAUGGAGUCAAAGCGGAUGAAAGUAGAAAAGAUGUCUUCCAACUCCAGCUUCUCAGAGGUCACUCUGGCGGGUUUGGCCAGCAAAGAAAACUUCAGCAACGUCAACCUGCGGAGUGUCAACCUGACCGAACAGAAUUCCAACAACAGCGCAGUGCCCCACAAGAAGCUGAUGCUGCUCCAGGUUAAAGGAAGAAGACACGUGCAGACAAGGCUGGUUGAGCCCCGAGCUUCGUCCCUCAACAGCGGGGACUGCUUCCUCCUGAUCUCCCCCCAUCACUGCUUCCUGUGGGUCGGGGAGUUUGCAAACGUCAUAGAGAAGGCGAAGGCCUCAGAACUUGCGACUUUAAUUCAGACCAAGAGGGAACUUGGGUGUAGAGCUACUUACAUCCAAACUAUCGAAGAAGGAAUCAAUACACACACUCAUGCGGCCAAAGACUUCUGGAAGCUUCUGGGUGGCCAAACCAGUUACCAGUCCGCUGGAGACCCCAAAGAAGAUGAGCAGUACGAGACGGCCAUCAUAGAAACCAACUGCACUUACCGUCUGAUGGACGACAAACUCGUCCCUGACGACGACUACUGGGGCAAGAUUCCCAAGUGCUCCCUCCUGCAGUCCCGAGAGGUACUGGUGUUUGAUUUUGGAAGCGAAGUUUACGUCUGGCAUGGAAAAGAGGUCACACUCGCACAACGGAAGAUAGCAUUUCAGCUGGCAAAGCACUUGUGGAACGGAACCUUUGACUACGAGAACUGUGACAUCAACCCACUGGAUCCCGGAGAGUGCAACCCGCUCAUCCCCAGGAAAGGACAGGGGAGGCCUGACUGGGCAAUAUUUGGGAGACUUACAGAACACAAUGAGACGAUUUUGUUCAAGGAGAAAUUUCUCGACUGGACGGAACUGAAGAGACCCAAUGAGAAGAAUGCCAGUGAACUUGCCCAGCAGAAGGAGGACCCGAGGGUGGAGGUCAAGCCCUACGACGUGACGCGGAUGGUGUCCAUGCCCCAGACGACGGCCGGCACCGUGCUGGACGGGGUGAACGUCGGCCGGGGCUACGGCCUGGUGGAAGGGGCCGACAGGAGGCAGUUUGAGAUCGCCAGCGUCUCGGUGGACGUCUGGCACAUCCUGGAAUUCGACUACAGCAGGCUUCCCAAGCAGAGCAUCGGCCAGUUCCACGAGGGGGACGCCUACGUGGUCAAGUGGAAGUUCACCGUGCGCACCGCAGAAAUUCACUCUCUUUUAUUGAAAUGCAAGAAGAAAAUUGUGGGAAGCCAGCAGCGGGGGGAGCAUCCGGCGAGGGUGGCUGGCAAAGAGAAGUGUGUCUAUUUCUUCUGGCAAGGCCGGCAGUCGACUAUCAGUGAGAAGGGCACGUCGGCCCUGAUGACGGUGGAGCUGGAUGAAGAAAGGGGAGCCCAGGUCCAGGUUCUCCAGGGAAAGGAGCCCCCCUGUUUUCUGCAGUGUUUCCAGGGGGGGAUGGUGGUCCACUCCGGGAGACGGGAAGAGGAGGAAGAAAACACACAAAGUGGGUGGAGGCUGUACUGCGUUCGUGGUGAAGUGCCGGUGGAGGGGAACUUGCUGGAGGUGGCCUGUCACUGCAGCAGCCUGAGGUCCAGGACGUCCAUGGUUGUCCUCAACGUAAACAAAGCCCUCAUCUACCUGUGGCACGGAUGCAAAGCCCAGGCCCACACGAAGGAGGUCGGGAGGACUGCAGCCAAUAAAAUCAAGGAACAGUGUCCCCUGGAGGCAGGACUGCACAGUAGCAGCAAAGUGACGAUACAUGAGUGUGACGAAGGAUCGGAGCCCCUGGGGUUCUGGGACGCUCUGGGCAGGCGAGACCGGAAAGCCUAUGACUGCAUGCUGCAGGAUCCUGGAAAUUUUAACUUCACACCCCGCCUGUUCAUCCUCAGCAGUUCCUCUGGUGAUUUCGCAGCCACGGAGUUCAUGUAUCCUGCCCGAGACCCCUCUGUGGUCAAUUCUAUGCCCUUCCUGCAGGAAGACUUGUACAGUGCACCGCAGCCAGCGCUCUUCCUGGUUGACAAUCACCACGAGGUGUACCUCUGGCAAGGCUGGUGGCCCACGGAGAACAAGAUCACCGGCUCGGCGCGCAUCCGCUGGGCCGCGGACCGGAAGAGCGCCAUGGGGACGGUGCUGCGCUACUGCCGAGGAAAAAGCGUCAAGAAGCCGCCGCCCAAGUCUUACCUUAUCCAUGCGGGUCUGGAACCCCUGACCUUCACCAACAUGUUCCCCAGCUGGGAGCACAGAGAAGACAUCGCGGAAAUCACGGAGAUGGACACAGAAGUUUCGAAUCAGAUCACACUGGUGGAGGACGUGUUAGCCAAGCUCUGUCAAACCGUUUACCCACUGGCCGACCUCCUCGCCAGGCCACUGCCUGAGGGAGUUGAUCCUCUAAAGCUUGAGAUUUAUCUCACCGACGAAGACUUCGAGUUUGCACUGGACAUGACACGCGACGAGUACAACGCACUGCCCGCCUGGAAGCAAGUGAAUCUGAAGAAAGCGAAGGGUCUGUUCUAAGUGACGGGAUGCUGGAGGACCCCUUGUCACUUUCCUUACCGCUGGGCAGGGAAGUGGAUGUCUUAGGGGGGUAGCAGGGGGAGCUGGUACUUUAAAAAUAUUUUUUCAUCUGAGUUUUUGAAAACCUGACAUGACUGGCUCUCCUGCUCGUUUUGGAGCUGUGUAUUUUGUAAAUGUUUCAGAGAACUCUUUAGAAACACUCUUUCCACGAGAUCCGGCAGGUAAUGGUAACAAAGCAUCCGUAUGCCUAUUUUUUUUUGAAGCUGUUCUCUUUAUAAAGUGUUAUUUUGAUAGUUUGUGGAUUCUAAAAAAUAUAUAUAUUUAUAUAAACACCAUAUAAAUCAAAUAUGUAUUUAACGAAGCAAUAUGUAUUCAUUCACUUUUAAGGCUUUUUUUUGGUGUCAAAAAUAAUAUUAAAAGGUAGAUGGAGUCGCUUCUGUUGAAUUAGUUCUGCCAGCGCCACGUACCUUCACACAUGUUCAGGGGCAUCUCCCUCGCUCUGAGUGCUGCUUCUGGUGCUAAAAUGAACAAAGAAUUUAUACUUCCUGGCAUGGGCUCUGAAGAAUCCAUGCGAAUCCACCUCUGUACCUUAAUAUCUCCCCCUCAGUGUAUAGUGCCUUGUUGUAUGUACAGUUUAUAUACAGAAAAGUUUGCUCUGCAUUUUUUGGACGAUGGUUUGGAACAUUAUCUACAGUUUUACUCUAAAAUAGUGGCGAUUAAAAAAAAAACUCAAUUUCUAAUACCUGUUGUAAACAUUAAACGUGUCAUUUUGCAAUAGAGGACUCCAAAAUAAAACCUUCAGAAUAAAUACGGCAAUGAAUUGAUUGGUUCA